This is a messenger RNA of Prosopis cineraria, 1236 nucleotides long. RefSeq names its product F-box/kelch-repeat protein At3g23880-like. Gene Ontology annotation, molecular function: protein binding. The transcript has 2 exons. NCBI's taxonomy places the organism in Eukaryota, Viridiplantae, Streptophyta, Magnoliopsida, Fabales, Fabaceae. The record is from RefSeq and is a predicted model, not a curated record. The coding region runs from base 1 to 1104 and encodes 367 amino acids.
AUGGACGACCUUCCUAGAGAUUUGAAAUUAGAAAUCCUUCUUUACUUGCCCAUCAAAUCUCUCUUGCGACUAAAAUGCACCUCCAAAUCAUGGCUCUCUCUUAUCUCUGACCCCUACUUUACCAAAUUGCAUUUUAAACGAUCUUCCCAAUGCCCAGGUCGAAUCUUUUAUCCAGUUGGUUCCGAAAUUCUAUCCAUAGAUUUCAACACAUCCCUUCACGAAGAUUCUGCUAUUGUCAAGCUUGACCUUCCCCUUUUAAAACUACACGUUGAUGUCAAUUUUAUAUUGUGUUCUUGCCGAGGGUUUAUAUUUCUUAAGCCUAGAAAUGAACCCACAAUUUUCCUUUGGAACCCCACCACAAGGGUCUACAAACAAGUCCCAAUACCUCAACCACAUGACUCCAUACUUCUAUAUGGCUUUUGUUAUGAUGAGUUCGUUGAUGACUACUUAAUAGUGCUUGCAUCAAAAUACAAGACUAGUGAUAGUUCAUUUUAUUUUCUUUCAGGCUUUGAUGUCUUCUCUGUUAGAACCAACUCAUGGGAGAAACAUGUAUUUGGCCAACUUAUCAUCACUUCAAAUAAUUCGCCAUCUAUUGGUUCCAUCUCAAACAAAGCUAUUCAUUGGAUAGUUCGGAUUAAUCCAUCAUAUGGAGAGAAACGAGAAGAACUGAUUGCAUUUGAUAUUACAAAAAAGAAGUUACAAGAGAUUCCUUUGCCCCAUGAGUUAGAGAUUGAAUUGUUGAGAGGAAUAUAUACUUUGUACGUACAUGAAGGAUGCAUCGGUCUGGUCGUCAGUGGGAUUUUCGCAGAUGAGAUAUGGGUCAUGAGGGAGUAUGGCGUGAAAUCAUCUUGGACUAAGAUUUUCUCUAGGCCUUUUAAUGGAGAGCGUGUAUAUAAUUGCAUAUUUCCAUUAUCCCCAACCAAAGAUGGGCAACUUGUUGCAGUGUAUAACCAUAGAUUAACAAAAUGGAGUGAGAAAGGAGAAUUGCAAGAACACUGUCCAUAUUUCAACCAAGAAAAAAUAGAACGUCAUUCACCAUGUUGUUGUAGUGACUCUUUUUACCCAGCAGCUGCCUACGUUGAAACUUUACUUUCUCUCCCUUGAGUUGCUUGAUCAGGACGACAAGACAAAACAGCCUUUGUAAUGAUCUUCUCAUGCCGCGUAGCUUAAUUAUGAACAAAUCAAGAUUCGUCCUUUAGUAGAUUGAAGCCAGGAAUAUCACAUCUUUAAUUUGUA